Messenger RNA from Medioppia subpectinata, 1737 nucleotides. Lineage: Eukaryota; Metazoa; Arthropoda; Arachnida; Sarcoptiformes; Oppiidae. The record is from the annotation of a GenBank genome assembly.
AUGUUAACCCGAGUGCAACGCGAACUAUCAUCGGUACACCCACUAUCGCUAUACCGUAAACAGCGGCGAUCGAGUAGUACAGCGCCGGGCAGUGCUGGUCGGCGGCAGUCGGUAACGGUUAGCGGUGUCAACGGUCACGUCAACGGUCCGGUCAACUGUCCGCCACCGACGGGUCAGGCCUUAGUGGCCAACUGUAGCACAAGUACUACCACUAGUAGUACCGCAACUACAGUCGUGGCAAACGACAACUCGGUUGGCGCCAAACGGCUCAAAAAAAUACUGUCCGAAGUGAAAGAGCGCCGAGAGAUAAGGGAACGCAAAAAGUCGGACCUACAAGACAUGGAUGGCUCGGAUCCCGAUAUUACCGUGUAUUUUACUGAUCCAGAAUUCACCAAGACCAUUAACUAUCAGGAAAAGCUCAAGGUGUAUAACUUUUUGAAUAAUCCGCAGAGUUUUUGGGCCAGAAGUUAUCACAUAUUGGUGUUCAUGUUUGUGUUCGCCGGUCUCAUUGUUACCGUGUUCUCCAACAUAGGCAAAUUCGCAUCCAGCGCGUGGAAAUUCAUCUACCUAUUCGAAAAAUUCAUAAUCAUCUGGUUCAGUUUCGAGUUCAUACUACGGCUAUGGUCAUCAUCGUGCAAGCAACAAUACGAGGGUUGGCGUGGUAAAAUCACCUACCUAUCUGUACCAGCCCACGUACUGGACCUCAUAAUCAUAUGCUCAUCAAUACUAAUCGUUAUACCCAUACAUACGCGCAACGGGUCGGAGGUGUUUGCGGUGUCGGCCUUCCGGGGGUUUCACCGCUUUUUCUCAGUCCUACAGAUCGUUACGCUUAACCGUCAAUUAAAACCCUGGAAAGUGCUAUCGUCGGUGAUCUACGACCAGAGGGAACAGUUGUUUAUUAUAUUCUACAUAGAGUUUAUUGUGUUGUGUAUAUUGGCCUACAUUUCCUACAUUGUGGAAAAGGAUGAUAACGAACAGUUUGAUAAUAUCGCCGAGGCUAUGUGGUGGUCGGUGGUAACAUUGUCAACGGUAGGCUAUGGGGAUCGAAUUCCGGUAACCUGGUUGGGCAAACUAGUAUCUAGCGUGUUUACGGUGUUAGGUGUGGCCAUAUUCGCACUGCCGGCCGGUAUUAUCGGCGCCGGAUUGGCCCUUAAGAUCGAGGAGGAGGAGCGUAAUCGGCAGCGGCGCAAGAAAAAAGCAGCGGCAGCCACCUUGAUACAAUGCGCGUGGCGAUUGAGCAAGGCCAAUGUAAAGUAUAAUGAAACAUCCAGGUUUUUUGGUCACCGCCCGACCGAUAUAUACAAGUUUUACUACUUCGAAACUAUUGAGAAAAAGUUCAUUUAUUUGACCAAGUUCUUUAUUGCCAAACAACGGUUUGUGGAUUUAUUGCGCCCAUUGGAUAUUAAAAGCAUUAUUGAGAGUUAUAAAUAUGGUCAAUUGGAUGUGAUGAGCAAGGUCGGCCAUAUGCAGACCACCAUCGAUACGAUUGGCACUCGAGUGGGUCUGAACGAGAACUCAAUACAGAGCUCACAAUCGGUACUCAACCAGAAGAUCGAUAGUAUCGAUGCGUUGAUAACCGAAAUACAGCAUAAACUGGACCAACAAAUGGCAAUCAUUGACCGCUUGUCCGGACACCCGGUGUUUGAUCACCGGUUCGUCGACUGUAUCGAUGAGAUCGCACGCAAUGGCAUACAAGCGGUCAAUACGUGUCGGGACUGCAAACGGGGGUCGCAGUGA